Molecule: messenger RNA, 787 nt
Organism: Bufo bufo (common toad)
Lineage: Eukaryota; Metazoa; Chordata; Amphibia; Anura; Bufonidae
Product: chymotrypsin-like elastase family member 2A
Exons: 7
Biological process (GO): proteolysis
Molecular function (GO): serine-type endopeptidase activity
Source: RefSeq, a predicted model, not a curated record
UCUUGUGCAGCGUCCGGCUUUGGAGUCCCCGCUAUCAAGCCCUCAGGAUCACGAGUGGUGAAUGGCGAGGAAGUCGUACCCCACAGCUGGCCCUGGCAGGUGUCGCUCCAGUACAUCUCUAAUGGAUACUGGUAUCAUACAUGUGGUGGAAGCCUCAUCUCAUCCAGCUGGGUGCUGACCGCCGCUCACUGCGUCAGUUCCUCUUACACCUACCGUGUCAUGUUGGGCAAGCACAACUUUCGGGAGCUUGAGCCCGGUCAGAAGACCAUCAGUGUGGUCAAACUGAUCAACCAUUCAAAAUGGAACCCAAACAGACUCUCUGCAGGAUUUGACAUCUCUCUUCUGAAACUGGAACAACCAGUAGAAUUUAGUGAUACUAUCCAGCCUGUAUUGCUGCCCCCUGCUGGUUAUAUCCUGCAAAACAAUUACAGCUGCUAUGUCACUGGAUGGGGCAACCUGCAAACUAAUGGACCUUCUCCUGACAGGCUGCAGCAAGGUCUUCUGCUGGUGGUGGACCACGCCACCUGCUCUCAGUCUGACUGGUGGGGUAGAUCAGUUCAAACUAACAUGAUUUGCGCCGGUGGAGAUGGCAUCAUCUCAAGCUGCUAUGGAGAUUCUGGAGGACCCUUGAACUGCCAAAAUGACCAAGGCGCCUGGGAAGUCCAUGGCGUGGUCAGUUUUGGUUCCUCCCUUGGAUGUAACUACUACAAGAAGCCAUCUGUCUUCUCCCGUGUCUCCGACUACGACAGCUGGAUCAGUACGACAAUUGCAUCGAACUAAAGUCAAG